GUAAUAACAUAAGUAACGAGGAAGGCGUGAUCCGUAGUAGUGCAGUACGACAACCAUCAACAUGAUGGUUCAAAAAUUGUUUCUGAAAUUUGUGAUAUUCGGCAUAGCUAAUGCUAAUCUUGUAUUUGGAGCGGAUCCCUGCUUCGAUGUCGGACCUGACCCAGUAACUGGUGGUUAUGCAAUCUGCCUGCAGCAAGACUCUUGUAUUACGGAACCAGUAGCAGAGAACGCAUGUCCAUCUUACCCAUCAGAUUAUUCAUGCUGCUAUCACCACGUUUUCCCUGGUCGUGAGCAUAGGGGAGCGUGGAUAGCUUCGGUAACCAAUAUCGACUGGCCCACAUCUCCAACUUCGAGUGUAGCAGCUCAACAACAGCAGUUAACGUUUUUAAUUAACCAAAUUGCAGAUGCGGGAUUGAAUGCCGUUUACUUCCAGGUCAGACCUGCAGGAGAUGCUCUUUACCAGUCUGAUAUUGAGCCGUGGAGCAUCUAUCUUACCGGUGAACCUCAAGGGACUGUCCCCUCGCCGAUGUGGGACCCAUUAGAAUAUGUCAUCAACCUCUGCAAACCAUUAAACAUCCAAGUCCACGCCUGGAUUAAUCCGUAUCGAGCACGAUUGACACCAACAAGUGGUGGGCUUGCCCCCAAUCACAUGGCCAUUCAAUAUCCGCAAUGUGCUUAUCCAUUUUCGACCUACUUGUGGAUGGACCCUGGCUGUGAGGUAGUUCAGAAUAGGACCUACAGCGUUGCGCUUGAUCUAGUGACUCGAUAUGAUUUGGAUGGCCUUCAUAUGGAUGACUACUUCUACCCUUACCCUGUAACAGGAUGGGUAUUUCCUGACCAAAACACCUACAACGAGUAUCUUCAAUCCGGAGGUGUGCUUGGUUUAGACGACUGGCGUCGAGAUAAUGUGAAUCGAUUGAUCCAGCGAAUGAAUGAUGGAAUCCAUGAGGUCAAACCUUGGGUGAUAUUCUCUGUCUCCCCCUUUGGAAUUUAUCGUGCUGGACACCCUGACGGCAUGCCUUCUCCACCAAUUGUUGGAUUCGACCAGUACAGUGAAAUUUAUUGUGACGCAAAGCUUUGGUUGAAAGAGGGUUGGAUAGAUAUUCUUCAACCUCAACUUUACUGGAGAAUUGCCCCUCCUGCACAAAGUUAUCCUUUUCUCUUGGACUGGUGGGUUGCUGAAGGUCAAAAUCCCAAGUUGCGACAUGUCUGUCCUGGCAACUACUUGAGUCGAGUGGACAUUGACGGUUGGCCUUUGUGGGAAAUUAGGGAUCAGAUUGAUAUAACCAGAGAACCGGCAAACAGGAAGCGAGGUUCCUGGGGAAAUGUACAAUUCAGUGCUAAAAUGUUUCGCGACGAUUUUGGAGGAUCGGUUGGAUUUUUUGGAAAUUUUAUCUAUCCUCUUCCUGCCCUCCAACCCGUUUAUCCGUGGUUGUCGAAUUCUACCUUUUCUAAAGUGGAGACUAUGCAGCCAAUAAUUUUGAAGUCCAAAGAACGGUCAUCCAUCACAGUUAACGUGACCAUUACGAAGGAUAUUAUUACAUCUGGCAUCGUGCACAAGUUGGCAAUUUAUAAACAUGCAACGGAAGGACAAUGGACCCUCUACAAGGUUAUCCCGGGAGAAGAUAUCCCACAUCCAAUCCAAUUAGUAACGAAUGGAAAAUAUGCGGCUACAUUUGUUAAUCGACUUGGUCAAGAGAGCCGCAAAACAUUUUUCAAAUUUCCUUAAGAUUAUAAUCAAAAUUACUCAACAACGAUUAUACGAUAUAUACUUUUGAAUUAAAGUCCAAUUUAAAUGCCGUAUAAAACAAAGCAAUAAAAUUAGUGUCACAUUAUAGAUUCCAAUUGA
This is a messenger RNA of Folsomia candida, 1849 nucleotides long. RefSeq names its product glycosyl hydrolase YngK. The coding region runs from base 62 to 1729 and encodes 555 amino acids. Lineage: Eukaryota; Metazoa; Arthropoda; Collembola; Entomobryomorpha; Isotomidae. The record is from RefSeq and is a predicted model, not a curated record. The transcript is spliced from 9 exons.